Neltuma alba is the source of this 2942-nucleotide messenger RNA. Its product is annotated as pentatricopeptide repeat-containing protein At5g04780, mitochondrial-like. The transcript has 2 exons. NCBI's taxonomy places the organism in Eukaryota, Viridiplantae, Streptophyta, Magnoliopsida, Fabales, Fabaceae. Gene Ontology annotation, molecular function: zinc ion binding; RNA binding; protein binding. Gene Ontology annotation, biological process: RNA modification. The coding region runs from base 232 to 2103 and encodes 623 amino acids. The record is from RefSeq and is a predicted model, not a curated record.
AUUCAAACUCUAUCUCCUUGUGACGGCGGAGUUUGACUAAGUACCGGUCAAGAGUUGUGUAACUGGAGAGGACUAGCUUGCUUCAACUUAAAUGCAUCAUCUCCAACUCGUACAAACUACAAAAAUAUGCAUGUGGAAUUGGAUGGCUACAUCCUCUAAUAAGCCAAGUGGUUUCUAAGUCAGUUAGGAAACUGAUACCAUAUUGGUUUGCUUUACUGUCAAUGCAAUGUCAUGAAAUCCUUCAGAGCGUUUAGAAGACUCUAUGACAGUUUUGGAUUCAGCAUACAUUCUAGACAACUAUCAGUUAUCACCGGGGCCAAGCUAGAGCUCUUAAAGGUGAACGAAGCUGUUCAUGUGGAUGCAGAUGUUGCUCGUAUUUCAACUUUGCAUUAUCUUAUACAGCUAUGUGCUAAAACACAGUCAUUGAUGGAAGGGAGUUCUUGUCAUGCUCAGACUAUUCGUAUUGGCUUUGAAAUAGACAUAAUAACAUCGAAUAUGCUCAUUAAUAUGUACUCUAAAUGUGAUUUAGUGGACAACGCUUUCAGGAAGUUCAGUGAAAUGCCAGAGAAAAGCUUAGUUUCUUGGAAUACAAUGAUUGGAUCUCUUACCCAGAAUGGGGAGGAGCAGGAAGCUCUCACUCUUUUCAUUAAAAUGCAAAGAGAUGGAACCUUAUGUAAUGAGUUUAGCAUUUCUAGUGUACUGUGUGCUUGUUCCACAAAAUGUGCUAUAGUUGAGUGCAUGCAGUUGCAUGCUUUUGCCAUCAAGGCUUCUAUAGAUUCCAAUGCUUUUGUUGGAACUUCUUUGAUUGAUGUUUAUGCUAAGUGCUCUAUGAUAAAAGAUGCAAAUCAGGUAUUUCAGAGCAUGCCUGAAAGAAAUCCUGUAACAUGGAGUUCUAUGGUGGCAGGAUAUGUGCAAAAUGGGCUCCAUGAUGAGGCCUUGCUACUGUUUCAUAGUUAUCAGUUAAUGGGAUUGGAGCCAGAUCAGUUUAUGAUUUCAUCUGCUAUUAGUGCUUGUGCAGGUUUGUCAACUUUGAUUGAGGGGAAGCAGGUGCAUGCAAUGUCAUGUAAAUUAGGAUUUUAUUCAAACUUGUAUAUUGUUGCCUCCCUUAUAGAUAUGUAUGCCAAAUGUGGCUGCAUAAAAGAAGCGUACCUUGUGUUUCAGUAUGUGGAGAAGAGAAGCAUUGUAUUAUGGAAUGCAAUGAUAUCAGGGUUUGCCAGACAUGCUUGUGCACUAGAGGCCAUGAUUCUGUUUGAGAAAUUGCAGCAGUCAGGCUUCUGCCCUAAUGAUGUAACAUACUUAUCUGUUUUAAAUUCAUGUAGUCAUAUGGGCUUGCAUGAAGAAGGACAGAAGUACCUUAACCUUAUGGUAAGACAGCACAAUCAUUCUCCCAACGUCAUUCACUAUUCAUGCAUGGUUGACAUUCUUGGUCGAGCUGGACUAGUUAAUGAGGCAUAUGAGUUGAUGCAGAAAAUGCCAUUUAAUGCAACUACUUCAAUGUGGGGUUCACUUUUGGCCUCUUGUAGGAAAUGUGGCAAUAUUGAGCUUGCUGAGGUUGCAGCCAGGCACCUAUUUGAAAUGGAACCUAACAAUGCAGGGAACCACAUCUUGCUGUCAAACAUAUAUGCAGCAAAUAAACAGUGGGAGGAAGUUGCAAGAGCAAGGAAGCUUCUCAGAGAGACUGAUUUGAAGAAAGAGAGAGGUAGGAGUUGGAUUGAAAUUAAGAAUAAAGUACAUUCUUUUACAGCUGGUGAUAGAAAUCAUCCAAAAAUACAUGGGAUUCAUGCGUAUUUGGAUAUUUUGAUAGAAGAGUUGAAGAAGAUUGGUUACAAAGUGGAAACUAAUCAUGAACUUCAUGAUCUGGAGGAGGGCACAAAACAGGUUCUUUUGAGGCAUCACAGUGAGAAGCUUGCUCUUACCCUUGGAUUGAUGUGUUUGCCUUGUGAUAUGCCCAUCAGAAUUAUGAAAAACCUUAGAAUCUGUGGUGAUUGCCACACUUUCAUGAAACUAGCAUCAAAGUUUGCGAACAGGGAAAUCAUUAUCCGAGAUACAAAUCGUUUUCACCACUUGAAGGAUGGCAUCUGUUCUUGUGGGGAUUUUUGGUGAACGUCUAAUUUAUCUUCCUUUAUAUUUCCUCUGGUCUGACUAUCAUUGGAUUUACAUAUUUUUCUGCUUCCUUCAACCAUAUUCAAGCCAUCAAUAGUGAAAGGCUUGGUGAUCACAUUUUAAUUUCCUUGAUCAUCAAUCACUUGGCUGUAUACAACAGGGGCAUAUUUGAGAUUUAAGUACACUGUGAUGUAAAAUUGAGAGACCUGUGGAAUGCAGUUAGGGGAUCUAAGUUCCAACAUUUGAGCCGACGUUAUUGGUCGUUAUGUGUGCCCUCCUUAAUUUCCACAUUAGUAGCCUUUGGUCACAAAGGCUUCGAAUCUGAAUAUUUUAUGCUCUCAUUAAUCAUGAAUAUGAUUAUGUUGGGCUAUGAAGAUUAGUAAUGGGAUAUGAAGCCUUGUUGGACAGGCCUGUUUUAUAAUAGAUUUUUGGUUGUCAAGGCAGCUUAGAGAACUUCAAUCUGUAAUUAGAAGAUGUUCAUGCACAGCUUUGGUUAUUGGAGCAGGAGAUACAAAGAUGAAUAAUUUUAUUAUUCUUUUAUACCUCGACGCUUGUGGCAUACAUCGCUAUACUCACCGAAAUCCUAGUGAUAGCGUUGGUAUGGCUUCUACCUGAAUGUAUAUUUCAUUAUCGGGCAACUUGAAGAUUUAAAAUGUAAGAAUGAUUUUCAUGUUCUUUCUGAGUUGAUCUUAACUAAAUUAGGACAUAGUGUGUUUGAUAGUAGGAGAAAAAUUAGGGCUUCAUAUGACUGCAUUAGUGUCAUUGAAGUGCUUUACUUGUAUUUCAUUCUAUUAGACAUAUUUUUUGUGCAAUGCAUGGACUUUAAGGAAGUUACAUUA